Molecule: messenger RNA, 1254 nt
Organism: Pogonomyrmex barbatus (red harvester ant)
Lineage: Eukaryota; Metazoa; Arthropoda; Insecta; Hymenoptera; Formicidae
Product: phenoloxidase-activating enzyme 1
Biological process (GO): proteolysis
Molecular function (GO): serine-type endopeptidase activity
Source: RefSeq, a predicted model, not a curated record
ACAUACUCCUUUCAUGGAAAGAAUCGUUUUACCGGAUUUCGCUUCUCGAAAUCGCCCGUCGAGAUUUCUGCUACGGAACUAGAGAAUAUUUAUUUUCAUUCAGGAGAGUGCGAUCAUCUCGUUUACAUUUAUAUCCGAAAAAUGUGCUGCCUGUUGCUUUUACUGCUUUUACUGCCGGUCGUAACUUUGGGGCUAUGCGAGUAUCCUUGGUAUCAGUACGAUAUGUGCCAAAAUAACUCUCUUUCUUGUCCCAGUGAUCAGAAAUGCGCGUUUAUCGAGCACUGCUCAACGAUCGUGUCCUUAAUGGAUCGAAACUCACUUUCCGCUCACAGAUUGCGACAAGCUGUGUGCGGGUACGAUCGGACACGCAUAAAAGUCUGCUGCAGCGUUGAAAGUUACACCGAACAGCCGAUAUAUCCAGAUAGAAACCAGAUAGCUAUAUAUCCGACGCAAUCAUCUUCAAACUUUCAAUGCGGAAAGAGCAUUGUUCGAAACGACAUAGACGAUUUAGGAUCAUAUCCUUUUGUCGCAAGAAUCGGUUUUAUAAAUACAUUAACGGGUGAAAUCAAAUACUCGUGCAAUGGCGUGAUUAUUAAUGAGCGUACUGUAUUGACUACAACUACAUGCGCACUCGCGAAGUCGGACAGAUACAAAUUAUGCUCUGUGCUUAUUGGUGAAUAUAAUACAGAGACGGAUCCAGAUUGCAAUAAGUUAUUUUGCGGACGCAAUACCAGUAGCCACGACAUAUCGUACGUAAUAAAACAUCCGGGCUACGACGCCGCAAGUUUCUCCAACAACAUCGCCUUACUUCGCUUGAAGAAGGCCAUCGAUUUUACAGCCACAGCUCAACCAAUCUGCUUUAUACCGGAAGACAGAUACGUCAGCUUAGGAAGUACAUGCACUGUCGUCGGCUGGGGAAAAUUGUCAGGUCAAAAAGCGCAACCAUUGACGCAACAGUCAUUACAACUAGAACUCGUACCUAAGCAGCAGUGCUCGGACUAUUUAAGCCAAGCUCUAUCUGUCGAAUUAUGCGCCAAAGGCAACUGUGAACCUUGCUCAGGUUACAGUGGUAGUCCUCUGUUAUACAGAUAUGCGGACACAUAUUUCCUGGUUGGAGUCCUAUCAUAUGGGUCUAGUUGUGACUCAAGCACCAUUUUUCCAUCCGCUUUUGUAAAUGUACAGAGAUACACAAGAUGGAUCUUGGAGAAUUCUUAAGUUCGGAAAAAUAUAAAAAUAUCUAUUUUUUUUAAACGC